CAGUCAAAUCCAACACUCAGUGAAAAACUGUGUGGAAGUUUGGCUGGAUGGAACAAAACCUUCUCAAAUGGCAGAGUGUUUGUCACAUUCACGACCGAUUCAACUGGAACUGGAAAGGUUUUCACUACUUCUUUACUAGUAAAGCUUCUCCACGUUAAUUUUGUUCAGGGAUUUGUGCUACAAUUGACGGAGCAGCUUCACGAUUGCAGUUCUGAUCGGCUUGUGCUCAAUGAAGGUGAUCCACCCAAAAUACUCACUUCACCCGAAUUUCCAAAGAUGUCACCGAACUCUCUGGACUGCGUUUGGAUGAUCAGCGCACCUGGUGGUCAUCGUAUAAAAUUCACUGUUGAUCCGACCACAUUCGAUCUUCAGGACUCUUCACUGAGAGAGUUGUGCGCGGACGAUUAUCUGGAGAUACGAGAUGGUCCAUCCAAGCUUUCUCCGCUUUUUGGUAGGUACUGUCGCAGUGAGCCUCCGAGUACAAUCUACAGCACCGGGUCGUAUUUACACAUUCGUUACCAAACGGAUUCGUUUGCUCAGUCUUCUGGUUGGAAUGCUACAUACGAAAUUGCGUCAUGUGGUGGAAGUAUUGUUAUUCCGGUGAAUGGUAGCAGCGUGCUCCGUAGUCCGCACUAUCCUGAGCCUUAUCCGAGUCAAGCCGAGUGUGAUUGGACAGUAAUGGCUCCACGAGGCCAUUAUGUCAAUGCAACGUAA
Gongylonema pulchrum is the source of this 714-nucleotide messenger RNA. Lineage: Eukaryota; Metazoa; Nematoda; Chromadorea; Rhabditida; Gongylonematidae. The record is from the annotation of a GenBank genome assembly.